GCAGCGCGGGAGGAGGCGGGGGAGGAGAGGACCCCGAGUCGGCUAGUGGCAGUUGGGGAGGGGGCCGCGGAGCCGGAGCGCGAGCCAAACAGCUGAUCUGAUUUUUCUUUAAAGCAAGAGAAAAUGGAAGUCGGGUAGAGGCGACUGCGGCGCUGCGGGCUGGCCGAGCGGAGCGGCGCGGCAGCAGCUGUGUGUCCCGCCAGCCUCCAAGGCCAAUUCAACACCCAAAGAGGGUGAAGAGAGGGCAGAGGCUGCAGACCUAACUUGUGCAGCACACCAAGUUCUGGAGCAGCAUUCCAUCAUUAUUAUGUAGUUCCCAGGGACUGUGGUCUCAUACCAUCUACUGGGGCAGCCAUGGGCCCUUCGCAGCAGGCUGCCUGACUGCCGCACACCUCCAGAGAAUCGCAGUGUCUGAAAAGUGGAAGUGACACAAGACGAGACCCUCCUGGCUGAGGCUCUGGUACAUGAGAGGAGGAAGAAGACGAUCUCCUAAUUGGUACCAUAUACAUCAGAUGGAUGGUUUCUAGCCUGCUUCCAAACCCCACCUCGGCUGAGUGUUGGGCAGCCCUUCUACAUGAUCAUAUGACUCUUGAUAUGGACGCAGUCCUGUCAGACUUUGUUCGGUCCACGGGGGCAGAACCUGGUCUGGCCAGAGACCUGCUGGAAGGCAAAAACUGGGACCUGACAGCUGCUCUGAGUGACUAUGAACAACUCCGACAGGUACACACAGCGAACCUGCCGCAUGUGUUCAAUGAGGGCAGGUGCCCCAAGCAGCCAGAGCGAGAGCAGCCCCAACCGGGGCCCAAGGUGGAGCGGCCCUGCCUGCAGAGGCAAGACGACAUUGCCCAAGAAAAGCGACUUUCCCGGGGGAUUUCCCACGCCAGCUCAGCCAUUGUCUCCCUGGCCCGGUCCCACGUGGCGAGUGAGUGCAGCAACGAGCAGUUUCCCCUGGAGAUGCCCAUCUACACGUUCCAGCUGCCAGAUCUGAGCGUGUACAGUGAAGACUUCCGGAGCUUCAUCGAGCGGGACUUGAUCGAGCAGGCGACCAUGGUAGCUUUGGAGCAGGCAGGUCGCCUGAACUGGUGGUCCACUGUAUGCACAAGCUGUAAACGGCUUCUUCCUUUGGCCACAACAGGGGAUGGGAACUGCCUUUUACACGCCGCCUCAUUGGGCAUGUGGGGGUUUCACGACCGGGACCUGGUUUUGCGGAAAGCCCUGUACAGCAUGAUGCGGACGGGGGCUGAGAGGGAGGCCCUGAAGCGGAGGUGGAGGUGGCAGCAAACGCAGCAGAACAAAGAGUCAGGGCUGGUGUACACCGAGGAGGAGUGGGAGCGGGAAUGGACAGAGCUGCUGAAACUGGCGUCCAGUGAGCCACGCACACACUUCAGCAAGAACGGCGGCACAGGCGGGGGCGUGGACAACGCUGAGGACCCUGUGUACGAGAGUCUAGAAGAAUUCCAUGUCUUUGUCCUAGCCCACAUCUUAAGAAGACCUAUCGUUGUCGUAGCAGAUACGAUGUUGAGGGACUCAGGAGGAGAAGCGUUUGCUCCGAUCCCAUUCGGAGGGAUUUACUUGCCCUUGGAGGUGCCUCCCAACAGAUGCCACUGCUCGCCUCUGGUUCUGGCCUACGAUCAAGCCCAUUUCUCUGCCCUCGUGUCCAUGGAGCAGAGAGAUCAGCAAAGAGAACAAGCUGUGAUCCCUCUGACGGAUUCGGAGCACAAGUUGCUGCCUCUGCACUUUGCGGUGGACCCCGGGAAAGAUUGGGAGUGGGGGAAAGACGACAACGAUAACGCCCGGCUGGCCCACCUGAUCCUGUCGCUAGAAGCCAAGCUGAACCUCCUGCACAGCUAUAUGAAUGUGACGUGGAUCCGGAUCCCCUCCGAGACCCGGGCUCCUCUGGCGCAGCCGGAAUCCCCAACGGCCUCCGCGGGGGAGGAUGUGCAGUCCCUGGCCGACUCCUUGGACUCGGACCGCGACUCGGUGUGCAGCAAUUCCAACAGCAAUAAUGGGAAGAACGGCAAGGACAAGGACAAGGACAAGGAGAAGCAGCGCAAGGAGAAGGAUAAGACCCGUGCGGACUCCGUGGCCAACAAGCUGGGCAGCUUAAGCAAGACGCUGGGCAUAAAACUGAAGAAAAACAUGGGCGGCCUGGGCGGCCUGGUGCACGGCAAGAUGGGCCGCGCAAACUCCGCCAACGGCAAGAACGGCGACGCGCCGGAGCGCGGCAAGGAGAAGAAGUCAAAGUCGCGCAAGGGCAGCAAGGAGGAGUCGGGCGCGUCGGCGAGCACGUCGCCGUCGGAGAAGACCACGCCAUCGCCCACGGACAAGGCGGCGGGGGCGUCGCCUGCCGACAAGGGUGGCGGGCAGCGGGGCGACGCGUGGAAGUACAGCACGGACGUGAAGCUGAGCCUCAACAUCCUGCGCGCCGCCAUGCAGGGCGAGCGCAAAUUCAUCUUCGCCGGCCUCCUGCUCACCAGCCACCGGCACCAGUUCCACGAGGAGAUGAUCGGCUACUACUUGACCAGCGCGCAGGAGCGCUUCAGCGCCGAGCAGGAGCAGAGGCGCCGCGACGCCGCUGCUGCCGCGGCCGCCGCCAAGCGGCCGCCGCGCAGGCCAGAGGCCGAGGGCACGCCGGGCUCGGAACGCGCCUCGCCGGGCCCGCCGGCCGGGCCGCCCACGCAGCUGGUGCUCAAGCUCAAGGAGCGCCCGAGCCCCGGGCCGGCAGCGGGCGCGCGGGCGGCGCGGGCGGCGGCGGGCGGCGCGGCCUCCCCAGGCCCGGCCGGCGGCGCCCGGCGUGCUGGCGCCAGCGGACCGGUCCCUGGCCGCAGCCCGCCGGCGCCGGCGCGCCAGAGCGUCAUCCACGUGCAGGCGGCGGGCGCGCGGGACGAUGCGUGCACGCCGGCCGUGGGCGCGCUGCGGCCGUGCGCCACGUACCCGCAGCAGAACCGCUCCCUGUCGUCGCAGAGCUACAGCCCGGCGCGCGCCGCCGCGCUGCGCACCGUCAACACGGUGGAGUCGCUGGCGCGCGCUGUCCCGGGCCCCCUGCCCGGCGCGCCGGGCGCGGCGGGCGCGGCCGAGCACAAGUCGCAGACCUACACCAACGGCUUCGGCGCCGCGCGCGACGGCCUGGAGUUCGCCGACGCCGACGCGCCGGCCGCCCGCUCGAACGGUGAGUGCGGCCGCGGCGGCCCGGGGCCGACGCAGCGGCGCUGCCAGCGCGAGAACUGCGCGUUCUAUGGACGCGCCGAGACCGAGCACUACUGCUCGUACUGCUACCGAGAGGAGCUGCGGCGGCGGCGCGAGGCUCGCGGGGCCCGGCCCUGAGGCGGGCGCGGCCAGCUUUUACCAUAGGGAUUUCUUUUCCAUUCUGUCGGUGUCUUUUUUACAUGCCCUGGUCAACCGAAAGGCCGGCGACUCCUUUGUCAGUGCUGUGUACGUGUUUGGUCAAACGUUCCUAAUGGUGCCUGAACCUACACUGACGCCACUCAGGUAGUAGACGGAUAGGAAACAAGUCAUACUGUUGGAAGUGGGUGUGCUAGCUAGCAUCUGCCUCGUACCUGUGGAAACUCAAUAGCCAUUGCAAGAGUAUUUUUGUUCCUCAAUAAGAGAAAUAAAUAAAUUUGCAGCCCUUUGUUUUUAGAAGGGAGUGUUUUACAUGCUUUUUUUGUUUUUUUGCUUUUUUUCCUAACCUACGAUUGACCUCUUCCACGGAGCGGUCACAUGGUCACAUGUGUGCAGUCGGUACCACCCAGGGUUUAGAAGCAAACACGCAGCCCGGGACUGCGGUGGCGGCUCUGCAGCGGGCUCCCACCUGCUGCCGCUCCUGGGGCCUUGGAGGAGAGUAGGCGCGUUGUCACCCGCCGACGCUCUGGUGGUCACUGUGGCGCUUUAGGAACAUACGGCUCCAUCUCAUAGGCAAAACCUCCCACAGCCCCCGGCCCGAGCAACAUCCACACUGCCAUCAAAGCUGCAGGCGCCUGUAGGAUGGGCACCGGACAACCUACCUCACAGGCGUGGUGAGGUGUAGUGAUGGCUCCAGGUGCCAGGCAGCUCAGGUGACAGGAGCUUUCCAAAGACACCUUGGGUCCAAAAAGCAAGGUUCUGAACUCACUAUUUAGAGUGGCCCAUGUAUGAGCAACAAUGACAGCCUGCUCACAUUUCUCCUUUGAAGAUACUUCCACAGUGAACUGUCGCCAGAGGGCCCCUAGGAAGUGAUCAUCAGUGCCCCCAAGAGAGGCGGGGAAUUGACCCUUUAGUCGCUGUGUAAGCCCCCAUUAGGCUGCUUUGAACCCCGGCCUGUGCCUCUUUCCAACGGGAAGGGGCUGACAGACGCCGGGAAAGAAACCCAUCCCCACCUACACCUGCAUCUGUCUGGGUUCAGCCAGGUAAAGGAGCUCCACUCCCACUGGGGUCCCUUCUGCAGGGCAGGGAUGACCCUGCCUUUGGCUCCAUACACAUUGAGGGGGCAGCUCCUACCCUGAGUGGUCCCUUUUUUGGUGCCUCCUACAUUUCUUGAGGAAAAAAAAAAAUGUGUCCUUAGCUACCCUGUUUUGAGCAGCAA
Molecule: messenger RNA, 4561 nt
Organism: Manis pentadactyla (Chinese pangolin)
Lineage: Eukaryota; Metazoa; Chordata; Mammalia; Pholidota; Manidae
Gene: OTUD7A
Product: OTU deubiquitinase 7A
Exons: 15
Coding region: 517-3324 (935 amino acids)
Biological process (GO): protein deubiquitination involved in ubiquitin-dependent protein catabolic process; protein K11-linked deubiquitination; protein K63-linked deubiquitination
Cellular component (GO): cytoplasm; nucleus
Molecular function (GO): K63-linked polyubiquitin modification-dependent protein binding; zinc ion binding; cysteine-type deubiquitinase activity
Source: RefSeq, a predicted model, not a curated record